CAGUUUUUUAUUUCAAAUGAUAAGUAAUGAAAUUAGAUUACACAUACUAAGGUAAUUUCUCAAUAUUGUUUAAAAUGUUCUAUAACUCAAGGUUACAAAAGUUCAAACUGUAAUCAGAAGUAGUGACAUCAUAGUAUGAUAGGUCUGAGGGUAUAAAAUCUCUGUCCACUUUAAGAAGCUCCUUAGUUUUCUGGGAUAUAUCAAGUAAUCAUAUUCUUAUUGACUUCAUAUAUGAAAUACGGUUGUUUAUAUUUCGAAACCUACUUAUAAAUUCAUAUAUCGUUUCAUGCUUAAAAUUUAUUAUUUAUCAUGUUAUGUACAUUGAAAAUGAAAAAGUGUUCAAGAUUGUUCAAUAGAAACAAUGUAAUUCGACAUACACGUAAAUUAACAUUAAACAAUUUGUCUAAGGGAAAACUUGAACAAUUAUUGUCACAACAGGAUGAAUUUCAAGCCAGACACAUCGGACCUCGUGAACACGAGCAAUUACAAAUGUUGGAAACUGUUGGAUUUAAGACCUUAGAAGAAUUAACGAAAGCAGUAGUUCCAACUAAGAUCCUAUACAAAGAAGAAUUAAAGAUUGAGCAACCAGUUACUGAAUACGAAUUAUUGAAAAGGAUUACAAAAAUUUCGGAAAAGAAUGACGUAUGGCGUUCAUAUAUCGGUAUGGGCUAUCAUAAUUGUUGCGUUCCUCAUACUAUUAUGAGGAAUAUAUUCGAAAAUCCAGGAUGGACAACACAAUAUACACCUUAUCAGCCAGAAAUAUCGCAAGGUAGACUCGAAGGUCUCUUAAACUAUCAAACAAUGAUAUGUGAUUUAACUGGAAUGGAAGUAGCAAAUGCAUCCCUUUUGGACGAGGGUACAGCAGCAGCGGAAGCUUUGGCUCUUGCUUACAGGAGUAACAGAAGAAAAAAGUUGUUUGUUUCCGAUAAAGUUCAUCCUCAGACUAUCAGCGUUAUUUCUACGCGUGCUAAUUCUCUCGGUCUUACUUUUGAAAUUGGAGAUGUUCAUCAAGUCGAUACCAGCGCAAAAGAUAUUGCCGGUAUUCUUUUACAAUAUCCUGAUACAACUGGCUCCAUUUAUGAUUUCAAAGACAUUGUGCAAAAGGCACAUACAGAUGGUACACUGGUUUGCGUAGCCACUGAUUUAUUAGCAUUAGCUGUACUUAAACCUCCAAGCGAGUUUGGAGUCGACAUAUGCGUUGGUACGAGUCAACGUUUUGGUGUGCCGCUUGGGUACGGAGGUCCUCAUGCUGGAUUUUUUGCAUGUCGGCAAAAAUUGGUGCGUUUGAUGCCUGGUAGAAUGAUCGGAGUUACAAAAGAUUCGUGUGGUCGGGAUGCGUAUCGUUUGGCUCUCCAAACACGCGAACAACAUAUCAGAAGAGACAAAGCUACUAGCAAUAUUUGCACCGCACAAGCAUUAUUGGCAAACAUGUCUGCAAUGUAUGCAGUGUACCACGGACCCGAAGGCAUAAGAAAUAUUGCGAACAAAGUACACUCUUUGACUCUGAUUCUCGCAAAAGGAUUGGAAAAUGCAGGGAACAAAAUAGAAAAUGAAUAUUUUUUCGAUACUGUCAAAGUACUGCCUAAAAUACCUAUAAAGACUAUUCAGCAAAAUGCAAAAGCAUUUAAAAUAAAUUUUAGAUAUUAUAAUGAUGGAGUUGGGAUAUCUUUGGAUGAAACUACUACAGUUCAGGACAUAAAUGAUAUCUACAAAAUAUUUUCUGUAGAUACGACCGUUGAAGAAGUGUGUCAAAAUGAAUCUUAUACGAACAAAAGUCUCAAUGAAUCACAGUUUGUUCGCACUACACCAUAUUUACAACAUCCUAUAUUCAAUAGUCAUCAAUCUGAAACCAGAAUCGUUCGAUAUAUGAAGUCUUUGGAAAAUAAAGAUGUAUCUCUCGUACAUAGCAUGAUACCAUUGGGGUCCUGCACUAUGAAAUUAAAUUCUACCACAGAAAUGAUGCCCUGCAGUUUUCGAGGAUUCACAGAAAUACAUCCUUUCGUUCCUGUCGAACAAGCCAAAGGAUAUCAACAGCUGUUUGCCGAAUUGGAACAAGAUCUUUGUGCUAUAACAGGCUACGACAGUAUAAGUUUUCAACCGAAUAGCGGAGCUCAAGGAGAAUAUGCUGGAUUGAGAGCUAUACAAUGUUACCAUGAAUCUAAUGGAAACAAGCACCGACAAGUAUGCUUGAUUCCUAUUUCCGCACACGGUACCAACCCUGCUUCAGCUCAAAUGGCUGGCAUGCAAGUGAAGCCUAUUUUGGUACAGAAAGACGGUUCUGUAGAUAUUGCACAUCUAACAGAAACGAUUGACAAAUAUCGGGAGACAUUGUCCUGUUUAAUGAUAACGUAUCCAUCUACGAAUGGCGUGUUUGAAGAGUCGAUUAGCGAUAUUUGUUCAAUAGUUCAUCAAGCUGGAGGGCAAGUGUACUUGGAUGGAGCUAACAUGAAUGCCCAAGUUGGGUUGUGUCGUCCAGGUGAUUACGGUAGUGACGUUUCCCAUUUGAACUUGCAUAAAACUUUCUGUAUACCUCAUGGUGGAGGAGGGCCUGGAAUGGGACCUAUUGGGGUUAAACGACAUCUUACACCUUUUCUUCCAUCGCAUCCUGUGAUCGAUUGUUUGGGUAACGGUAACAAUGAUAUAAAACGAUUUGGUACGGUGUCAGCUGCACCUUUUGGAUCGUCAGCUAUUUUACCAAUUUCGUGGGCGUAUAUAAAGAUGAUGGGUCCUAAAGGAUUACGAAAAGCCACGCAAGUUGCAAUUUUAAAUGCCAAUUACAUGAGUAAACGUUUGGAGAAGUAUUAUAAGACUUUAUAUAAAGGAAAUACAGGAUUAGUAGCACAUGAAUUCAUUCUGGAUAUACGAGAAUUCAAGAAAACGGCUAACAUUGAAGCUACAGAUAUCGCGAAAAGAUUGAUGGACUAUGGCUUUCAUGCCCCGACAAUGAGUUGGCCUGUAGCAGGCACAUUAAUGAUAGAACCAACUGAAUCUGAAGAUAAGAAAGAACUAGACAGAUUUUGCAAUGCUCUUAUUUCUAUAAGGCAGGAAAUUAAUGACAUUGAAAAUGGAAAACUAGAUAUCGUCAAAAAUCCAUUGAAAAUGGCGCCACAUACGCAAGAGCAAGUGAUAUCGAGUACUUGGGAUCGACCGUACUCGCGAGAAUUGGCGGCAUUUCCAGCUCCAUUUGUAACAGGAAGUAAUAAAAUUUGGCCAAGUGUUGGGAGAAUAGAUGAUAUAUACGGUGACAAGAAUCUAUUUUGUACGUGCCCCCCAGUUUCAGUCUAUCAAUAAGCGUUUGUAAUUAUUCAUCCUGUACAGUUAGUUAUAGAACUAUUUAAAUAUUUAUUGUAAUUUUUUGUACAAACAUAUUAUUUAUAUAAAAUGUUAUACUUUUACAAGCAGACAAAAUAUAACAGAGACU
This is a messenger RNA of Megachile rotundata (alfalfa leafcutting bee), 3421 nucleotides long. Its product is annotated as glycine dehydrogenase (decarboxylating), mitochondrial. Gene Ontology annotation, cellular component: mitochondrion; glycine cleavage complex. Lineage: Eukaryota; Metazoa; Arthropoda; Insecta; Hymenoptera; Megachilidae. The record is from RefSeq and is a predicted model, not a curated record. Gene Ontology annotation, biological process: glycine decarboxylation via glycine cleavage system. Gene Ontology annotation, molecular function: glycine binding; pyridoxal phosphate binding; glycine dehydrogenase (decarboxylating) activity.